AUGCGGCCUCCUUCCUUCUCCGGUGCCGAAGGACCUUUAGCAGCAGAGGAGUUUCUCAAGGUCACUGAGACUAUUCUCACGGUGACCCGCAUCCCCCAUGCUGAAUGGGUGGACCUCAUGGAUAUUCAGCUCACCGACACCGCUCGGAUUUGGUGGACUGCAGAGAAAGCUCAUUUGGAGAGACCGAUUUCGUGGGAUACCUUCACAGACCGCUUCAACAGGAAAUAUUUUCCUCAGUCAGCUCGGGACGAGCUUUUGCGAAGAUUUGUGGAGCUCAAGCAAGGAGGGCGAACAGUUGAUGAGUACGAGGCCGAGUUUUCUUCUUUGAGCCGAUACGCUCCACACUUGGUGGCAGACCCCACUAUCAGGAGAUAUCAGUUUCAGAAGGGCUUGGAUAAGUAUAUCAGGUUUGCUUUGGCUGGUAGAGCACUUGCAACUCACGAUGCAGUACUGGAUGCAGCACGAGAGAUUGAGAGCGUGCAGAGGGAACCUGAAGACCCGCAUGUGACCCAGAGCAGGACACCAACGGCUCCAGUCCGGAAUAUCGAGCGUUCACCUUCGAGGCAGCAGCAGAAUCCGCAGCGACAUCAGUUUUCUCAGCGCCAGCCACUUCCUCCUGUGCAUCCCUAUCAGCGUCCUGGAGUGCAGACUCGCGACCGGCCUUAG
Messenger RNA from Asparagus officinalis (garden asparagus), 666 nucleotides. RefSeq lists its product as uncharacterized. The transcript has a single exon. The coding region runs from base 1 to 666 and encodes 221 amino acids. The record is from RefSeq and is a predicted model, not a curated record. Lineage: Eukaryota; Viridiplantae; Streptophyta; Magnoliopsida; Asparagales; Asparagaceae.